CUAGCCCUUUGUUUGUCAGCUGCGGUACAUUUCAGCGCUUGCGCCUAUUAAUUUCUACCCGUGGAAAACGGCUAUAAAUACACUUACAAAACGCGACUGCCUCUAUCGACUGCUGUUAGUUUCAUUAAGUUCUUUCAAAUGUCAACAAUUCAAAGUGUUGCAAUUUUAAUCUUGGCACUAUUGCCAAUCUUCCAACCCGGACUUGGCAUUAUGUCGCUAAUGUCUAAGAAAUCGCAUGUUGAGGACUUUGAGGGCGUUACUGCGUUAUUUGAGGCUCUUACUUCGUCACCAAACGACGGUUACACCUAUGAUUGGCAAGUGUUUUCCUUUCCCACUGAAAGUAAUGACGCUGACGAGCAGCACGGCGUAGUUCGCAAUUGUACCGUUUUGUAUCUGGACCAGUGCACGUCAUGGAAUAAAUGCAGGCAAACCUGUCAUAAGACUGGCGCAGCCAGCUACAGGUGGUUCCAUGAUGGCUGCUGUGAGUGUAUUGGUGGAUCGUGUACAAAUUACGGCAUAAAUGAAAGUCGAUGCAGAGACUGCCCCGAACCAGGGUGUGACGAAGAUGAAGAUUGAAAUUAACUUAGAAACUAUAUUUAAUAAUAGCUUAGGAAAUAAUUAUUGUAAAUUUAUUAAAAUGUGAAGUCUAAAUAAAUCUGUGUUGCCAA
Molecule: messenger RNA, 668 nt
Organism: Drosophila innubila
Lineage: Eukaryota; Metazoa; Arthropoda; Insecta; Diptera; Drosophilidae
Product: protein twisted gastrulation
Exons: 1
Coding region: 139-576 (145 amino acids)
Biological process (GO): regulation of BMP signaling pathway
Source: RefSeq, a predicted model, not a curated record